This is a messenger RNA of Nerophis lumbriciformis (worm pipefish), 1452 nucleotides long. Lineage: Eukaryota; Metazoa; Chordata; Actinopteri; Syngnathiformes; Syngnathidae. The record is from RefSeq and is a predicted model, not a curated record.
AUGACGUCAGUUCGCCUUCAGCCGCUCAUAAACGCGGUGGUGUGUUUACAGACCGCCGGACACUUGGAGAUCCGGCUCGCUGAGAGCAUGUGGAUUGACAGCCUGUUGGAUUACACCAUGAGGAAGAGCUGCGAAACUCGGGGCCAGCAAGAUGCUCCUCCUCAGUACUACAGCAGCAGGCAGACACUGGUGGGAUCACCGUGUUUUGAGCAGACGCACAUCCCAGAUGCCAACAAUACUGACGGGAGCCAGCUGUUCUUUGUUGGCCUGCCCUCCAGCUACAGUCUGCCCUCUCUGGAGCCCCCGCUAGCCAGGCUGCCCUCCUACGAGAGUGUCCGAAAAAAAGAUCGCCAGAGGCAGAUCCACAUGAUGAUAGCGGACCGUUUUGGCCUCAAUGGACCCAUUGAGACGGAGAGUUCUUCAGUACUGGAGCACAUCUGCAACCAGGACGAGAUUUGGCCAACCUCACUCUGCUGGGUCUUUAUUCUCGAAUGGGCUUCCAUGUUAGAGAGAAAGAAAAGGCCCAUGCAAACUGAUGGCUGGCCAGAAACCAAUGGUAAAAAAACAUGCGAUCUGGUCGACCAGCAGGACGUGCACAAGGCUAAGUUAAGCCUCCUCGAAUGGAUUAAAGAGCUGAGAGCACAGCCUGAGCAAAGCGUUUGGCCUGGGGAAACGGUGACAAAUGUUCUGGAGGACUUGAGGUCAGCUUGGCGUUGGGGCCGGGUGCCAAACCUUUUGAGUGCCAUGGAGCUGGUUUUGUGGACUUUGAUGCUCGAGAAUUCAGAUAAGGAUACCAUACCGCAGCAGUGGUUGAUGUGGAAACAGAAGACAAAGAUUGGUGCAAUAUCUUACAUUCCUCAACCAGUGUGGGACUGGAUCACAAAUGCUGCAGUGGAAGUGACUCUAAACCACGACACAGCCAAUCCUGAUCUUCUCAUCUCAGGAGAUGAUAAGAGGAUGCGCUGCGGCUUGGAGAGGAAAGAUAUUCCCAACUACCACCAGCGAUUUGAUGGCUGGUGGUGUGCUGUUGGAAUGGUCGGGUUUGAAUCGGGCCGCUAUUAUUGGGAGGUAGAGGUGGGUGAGCGAGACUGGCGGCUAGGCGUAGCCAAAGAGUCCGCUCUGAGGAAAGGAUUUAAGUCCCUCAACACUGAUACUGGUUACCUGACCCUACGUCUGGAAAGGGGCACUGAGCUUAAAGCACUCACAGUGCCCUUCACAGCCCUCCCACCAGGUCUCAUCCCUCGAAAAGUGGGUGUCUACCUUGACUACGAUGGCGGCCAGCUGUCCUUCUAUGAUGUGGACCGUCGUGUUCACAUAUACACAUACAACGAGAGCUUCGAUCAAAUGCUCUACCCACUGUUUGGUACAGUGGAGAUUGCUGAUGAUCUAGUGAUAAGGACCCCUGAAGCAAACACCCAAUGUCUCUGUGCCACAUCCUGCCUGUGGGGUUAA